CACAAACAAAAGCCAACAAGCCCAGAUAAAUAACGGGUUAAUCCCGCAGCCGCUCGCGCCGGGGAAGGAGUGGGCGGCCAUGACACCUGGGCGCGCGGCGCUCUCGCGCAGUUUCGACAAACCUUCGCUCGCGCUCUGCGGGUCGUCGUCGGGCAAAAGUUUUUUAACAGGUAACGAGACGACGGAGAAAGAGGAAGAAGGAGAGAGAAAAUACGGACAUUCGGAUCACGAGGCAGCAGAUGAAUCUAAAACAGAGUCUGGAUGUAUCAUCCUAUCAAACAACGUUUUAACAAGUCCCUCCGGCACAACAACAAAGUCACAGUUCCAUGAAGACGCUCAUUUGGAGUAGUUCAUAGUUGCAGAUUUUUAUAGCUUUUAAUCCUGUCUUUGGGACGGAGAUGACUGCUCCCCAAACCUGCUGAGCGCUCCUUGAAAAACAAUGCAACAAGGAGGUCCUCCCGCUCCUCCUCCUCCACCACCACCACCUCCUCCCCCUCCACCACCACCUCCUCCUCCACCUCCAGCCCCUGGCCUUCCUCUAUCACUACAUGGCGCUGGCUCCAUUGCCAAGGGAGCGCUCCGGCGCUCCAGGAUGCGCAAUUUCAACUGGGAAACCCUCCCUAAACACAGCGUGGUAGGAAAGCACAACAUCUGGACCGCGGAUAAGACCGAUGGGGAAUAUGAGCUGGACACUGAUCACAUGGAGGAGCUGUUCAGCCACAAGCAGAACCAGCAACAACUCAAGGCCCUGAAACGCCAGAGUCUGAGGGGCCAGCCGACUGCUGCCUCGGGGGGCGUUCCGGUUUCCAUCCUGAGCUCCAAGAGUAGCAUGAACAUUGGAAUUUUCCUCAAGCAAUUCAAACGGCCUGUAAAGGAGAUGAUUGAAGAAAUCAAAUCUGGAAGUAGUCUCAGCUUUGCGUCUGGAAAACUGAGGGAGCUCUGCAAGCUGCUGCCAGAUGAAGGGGAGGAGAAGCAGCUGGUCCGCUUUAAGGGCGACCACUCCGCUCUACCCGAAGCCGAUCUGUUUAUGCUAAUGCUAGUCCAGAUUCCCAGCUACGAAGAGCGUCUCAGCAGCUUGGUGCUCAAGGAGGAGUUUUUCCCCCUCAUGAAUGAUAUGAAAGAAUGCAUUGGCACUUUAUCAGCAGCUGGAAAGGAGCUUUUGGAGUCUGAUAAUCUCCAUUCUGUCAUUCGGCUGGUACUGAAGACUGGAAAUUACAUGAAUGCGGGGGGCUAUGCAGGCAGUGCAGUUGGCUUCCGAAUGGCUUCUCUGUUAAAGCUAGUGGAUACCAAAGCAAACAAACCCGGAAUGAAUCUUAUGCAUUAUGUUGUGAUGCAAGCUCUGAAGGUGGAUAUGGAACUUCUUAAAUUUACAGACCAACUCAAACACAUUGAAGCUGCAGCAAGAAUGAAUAAAAGUGAAAUUGAAGCAGAGUUUGACAAACAGGUAAUAAGAGUUCAAUCUGCCAAAGCGGACACCCUGAAGCAAGAAGACCUAAAGGAGCAGAUGGAGGAUUUUCUGAAAGAGGCUGAAGUCUGCUUGGCAGAAAUAGAGACUGAUCUUCAGGAAUUGCAGUCAGUGAGUGACUCUGUGGCUGAGUACUUCUGUGAAAACCCCACCACGUUUAAAUUGGAGGAGUGCUUCUCCAUUUUCAACUCCUUUUGUGAGAGAUUUAUGCGGGCUAUGCAGGAAAACAAGGCUCGCGAGGUGGCAGAGGUGAAGCGCAGACACAGAGAGCGAUUGCAGAUCGCCAGCAAACGUAGGUCCACAGCCACCUGCUCCAGUAGAGACAAGGAAAUGGAUGGAGUUGCAUUGCAGUCAAUACUACAGAACUUCCUUACGAAGGGUGUCCCCCAAAGGAGAACCGGAAGGCCCUCCUCCGCUUAUGAAGGACCCGCGAUUGGCAGCCCCGACAAGGGGAGCCUAUCAGGAAUGACAUGUAAGGUAGACCUGCCAGCUGGAAAACAACUGAGAGGUUUCAAGAGUAACGACAUGUUCAGAAAAGAGUGGAAUUCAGCAGCUGAACUCACAGAGAACCUUUCGCAAAAAGAUCAGUCCGAUGGCGAGGAAUGCUGGGCAAAAGGUGGCAUUCAAAAUGAAGAAGAUGGGAACAUCUCCAGAAAAGAGGAGCCAGCAGAUUCGACACAGCCGACCGGUAGGACCACCGGCGUUUCGCCCGCAGGCAGAUCUUUCUCUGCUGCCACUGAUGAUAGUGAGGAAGAUCUACAGGAUAAUAAUGAGGACGAGGCUCAAACGUUGCGUGAAGCAUCCAAAAAGGUUUUGCGCUUUCAGAACAGCCGCAGUAGUGUCUCAUCUGAUGACCAUUAUCCGGAAAAUCAGAAAUCUCCUGGUGCAAGUACCCGCCUGCCUCGACAACGCACGGUUGAUCAAGAAACGGAUAGAUAUCCUGAAGACCCCACCAAUAAUGAUUUAGUACAAUUUUUGCUAAAUCCUCAAACUUCCUCCAAACGUAACCUUGGCCGCCGCCAUACUCUUCCUACCAAAGUCCCUAAAACUGAGGGGGAUGAACACGAUCUGUUUGCUCUGCCUCCAGUCAGAACUCCUCAUUCUGCCAAAAGGGAAAAAGGGACAGUACCAGCAGAAGGUUCCUCAAAACAAGUGUUUGAUUUUACUGAAACAUCUCACAACUUUCAAAAAUGUAGUGCUCAAGACCAGAAUUCUGUUUCCGAAGAAAAGCCAAGCAAGCCGAAUGUUUCCGAUGGUGAUGCUCAUGGGCCGCAAGACGAAGUGGGGGAAUCGGGGGAGCUCACGGACAGUCCCAUGCAAAGUAAUGCUGAAGAAAUUCCCCCCAAAAGUACACAGAAAACUGAAAACUCUGGACUAUUUUUUUACUUUUUAAAACGCCUUGGAGACCUGAGCAAAGUGCAGAACAGCAAGGAAACCGUCCAUAAGGGCAACGAUUCUGCUGUGUGAGCAUUGACGUGUAUCGCAUUUAAGGUCAGGCCAGUUCAUGUAACUUUAGUAUUAUCCUUGGUUAUAAUGUAUUGUUAUAUUUAAUUUCAAUUUCUUUCUUAUCUUUUAAUUGAUAAAGAACACAUGACGACAUGGAGAGACUGUUCUUGCAAAAUGGUUGUAGAGUGUCUUUUUUUUAUUUUUUAGGAAGACCAUUUGUUUUAUGUUGUACCACUAGGUGGAAGAAUACAACAGUAAAAUAUGGGUGUUGUCGUUGUUUUCCAUGCACGGUAUACACUGCCAGGUAAACUAAAGAACAAUGAGCCUAAGCAUUGUUAAACUUGUCAUUUGCAGAAUAUUAAUAUCCCCUUGAAAUGAAAUUCUCAGUUGGAUAAAUGCUGAAAUACUGAGUCAUUUCUUUGUCAUGACUGAAAAGUGCACUGUUGCAGAUUGUAUUGAAAAAGUAAAUUAAUAUUUAACAUCAGACCACAGAAAGUUGAAAAUCUGGGUUUGAAUUUUUGUUUUUAUAUUUUGAUACUUGCAGACGUUUUUUGCCUCUUUGUGUUGUAGGCUUUCAUUGUUGUAAAGUUAAAUGUCCAACCGCUGGUGUCGUUCUAUAAUGUAAACGAACAUGCCGCCAUUCGUUUACCACUGCUGGUGCUAAAGCCACUGUUUGUAAUAUUGGUGAAUUGGGUUACAAAAUGUAUUUUUUUUUUUGGUUCAAGAAGGUCCUUGUUUAUGUUGAACCACUAGGUGGCAGAGCACAACAGUAACACAGUAAACCUCUGCUCAGGAAGUGUGGGUGUUGUGGAUUUCCGUGCAAUACACUGCCUAGAAAACGAAAGAAUAGUGAGCACACGCGCUAUUAAACCUUUUUUUUAAUUCCUGGACAUGACCUUGAAAUGACAGCAUUGCUUGUCAUCGUUUGGAUAAAUGGUAUUGAGCCAUUUCUUUGUCAGGGUUGAAAUUUGCAACCUUGCAGAAGUAAAUUAAUGUGCAAGACGAAAGCAUAAAAUGAUGGGACUUUAUGGAAAGUUUGUCACUGAAUCAUAACAAAAAUGAAGGGUUAAGGCUUUUAUGAUAUGAAGGAACCAGCCUCCAUUCAUUUUCUUCUGCUAGUGCAAAUGCCAACAUCAUCGACAACAACCCCACUGUCUCCACUGGCUUGGAGCAGAUACACAGAGCUACUGAGGCCACAGCUUAGUGCCCAUAUGGAGUAUCAAAAUUAUGUCUUUUUUAUUGGUAUAAAAUAUGUAUAAGAUUAAGGCGGAAGCUAUCAUAAUUACAGAGAGAAAAAAAUACAUGGUCACUAAAUCAAGUUGUUUGUAUUUCUAAUCCGUGAGCGUGUUAAAUAUGUAUGAAUACAUAUUUUUGAGUAAGAAUAGCUUGAGCUCAGAUGUCAAGAUAACUCUGCUUUCCACCUAUCAACAGUAGAAGCAUACUAUUACACUAUAUGUUAAAUUAUAUUCUAAAAUAGGAAAAAAAAUACAAUGUAUACAGCUUCACAAAGUUUAGAAUUAAUGUUUGAUGAUGAAACAUACCAGCCACGAAUUGAUAUUUCUUGUAUUUUUAAUAUUGUUUGUAAGACAUGUGAUUCACCUGCCGCACCACCGUCUGUCGAAGAUUUAAUUUGGCUGUUAUUUAGGUAUUUAUUUUGAGGUUAUUGCUGGACUAUGCGGUUUGGAGUUGCUAUGAGCAAUCGCUGAUUUUGUUUUUCCCGCAUAAAGGUUAGCCCCAAUAAAUAAAUAAAAAUAUGA
Molecule: messenger RNA, 4668 nt
Organism: Gasterosteus aculeatus aculeatus (three-spined stickleback)
Lineage: Eukaryota; Metazoa; Chordata; Actinopteri; Perciformes; Gasterosteidae
Product: inverted formin-2
Source: RefSeq, a predicted model, not a curated record